Messenger RNA from Colossoma macropomum (tambaqui), 2016 nucleotides. RefSeq names its product tripartite motif-containing protein 35-like. The transcript has 6 exons. The coding region runs from base 100 to 1521 and encodes 473 amino acids. Lineage: Eukaryota; Metazoa; Chordata; Actinopteri; Characiformes; Serrasalmidae. Gene Ontology annotation, molecular function: zinc ion binding; protein binding. The record is from RefSeq and is a predicted model, not a curated record.
CGUUAACUUCCUUUUUAAGAUGAUUGACGCAACAUAAGACAAAUCAUGAAGUGAAAGAGGACUGAAAUCGAAACUUAAAACUGCACGACUUCACAGAAGAUGGCAUCCAAAUAUGCCCCAGAACUGGACUUUUCUUGUCCUGUGUGUUUUGACGUCUUUACCGAUCCGGUGUUUUUGUCUUGUUCUCAUAGCUUUUGUAAAGAUUGUCUCCAGAAGUUCUGGGAGCAAAAUGAAAACCUGCUCUGUCCAGUUUGCAGAAGAAGAUCCUCAAAAUCAGAUCCUCCGAGGAAUCUCGUGUUGAAGAACCUGUGUGAGGUGUUCUUACAGGAGAAAGGUCAGAGAGCUUCAGCAGGUUCUGAGACUGAGCCGCUCUGUGGGCUUCAUAAGGAAAAGAUCAAGCUCUUCUGUCUGGAGGAUAAACAGCCUGUGUGUUUGGUGUGUCGGGAUUCAAAGAGGCACAUCAGCCACAACUUUAGACCCAUCGAUGAGGCAGCGCUAGAUCUCAAGGAGGACCUCCAGCCAAAACUGCAGUCUUUGGAGGAGAAGCUGAAAGUUCUUCAAAAAGCAAAGCAGUCCAGAGUAGAAUGGUCACACCACAUAAAGAAUCAAGCCCAGCACGUACAACGGGAGAUAAGGAAGGAGUUUGAGAGGCUUCACGACUUUCUGCGAGACGAAGAAACCAUCAGAAUAGUUGCCUCGAUAGAGGAAGAGGAGGAGAAGAGUCAGAAGAUGAAGAUGCAAAUUGAAGAACUGGAUAAAUGCAUAUCAUACCUGACCAGUUCAAUCGAAACAAUAAAGAGAGAACUGAACAGAGAUGACACCGCUUUUCUUCAGAACUACGCAAUGACAGCAAAAAGGACUCAGUGUAACCUGAAGGAUCCAGAGAUCCCCUCUGGGGCUCUGAUUGAUGUAGCAAAGCACCUGGGAAACCUGAAGUUCAAAGUGUGGGAGAAGAUGCAGAGCAUUAUUCAAUAUGUCCCUGUGAUCUUGGAUCCUAACUCUGGACCACCAGCUGCUGUUCUCUCUGAGGAUCUGACCAGCAUGAGAUUCAGUGAUUUUGCCCAAGUGCUUCCCAAUAAUCCAGAACGAUUUGAUUAUUAUGAAUGUGUUUUGGGUUCAAGUGGCUUCAACUCAGGCACCCAUGUCUGGGAUGUUGAGGUUAAAAACAAUACACACUGGUAUGUUGGUGUGCUUAGAGAAUCUGUCCAGAGGAAAGGGGAGCCUCUGGUUGAAACUGGAUUUUGGGAUCUGGGUUAUUAUGCUGGUCAGUUCAUUGUUGACAACUCUGGAGAGAAAAACCAGCUCUCGCUGAAAAACAGGGAGCUUGAGAGGAUCAGAGUCCAUCUAGACUGGAACAGAGGAAAACUCCUAUUCUCUGACCCUCUUACUGACACACAACUGCAUUGUUUAAGAAUUUCUUUUAACGAGAGAGUCUUUCCCUAUUUUUGGACUAAAAGCACAGUUAAUCCAAUUAGAAUUUUACCCAUGAAGACUUCUGUAACAGUGGAAGAGAGGAGUUAGAGAUUUACAUUCAGAUGAUUAUAUCAACAUACAUUUCACAUUACAUUAUUUGGUUUGUUUGUGGUGUGACAGCAGAAAAUAAGUUGUUCUUGGCCCUUUUAAAUUUGCAUCUUUUAUUCAAGUCUCUAAAUUAUUGCUGUUUUGCAGAAAUAUUAACAAUACAUUUUUCCUUUUUUUACAGUACUUUAGCAAAUUGUGUAAUUUUGCUUGAUUGCUUAUUGAAAAGACAAUGCCUUAACAACCAGAUAAAGCAAAAUGGUGCUUUAAGUGCAGGUGCAUACUUUCUCAUAUAGUUUAUUAUUAUUAUUAUUAUUAUUAUUAUUAUUAUUAUUAUUAAUCUGCUUCUGUCUUAUAUAUUUUUUUUUAUCUUGGUCAUCUUUAAUCUCAGACUAUGUGUAAUGUUUUUUAUUUAAAUAAACUUUCAAAAAAGCUGAAAGUGCUUAGUUUUUGAUACUUAAGUUUUCAGGAUAGUUGUGGCUUUCAGUGUCUCUCAGU